Messenger RNA from Knipowitschia caucasica, 723 nucleotides. Lineage: Eukaryota; Metazoa; Chordata; Actinopteri; Gobiiformes; Gobiidae. The record is from the annotation of a GenBank genome assembly.
AUGCGCUCGUGCCACCUGCCACUGGAGACGCUCGUCCUGAGGAGACGCAGAGGCGACCAACGCAGAGUGGAUCUCGGUGCACUCCGGCCUCUCGCCCGCUCCUCCUCGCUUCACCACGAGGACUACCCUCCCCAGGGUUACUAUCCCCAGCAGGUGGACUACCCUCCCCAGGGUUACUAUCCCCAGCAGGUGGACUACCCUCCCCAGGGUUACUAUCCCCAGCAGGUGGUUCUCCCUCCACAGGUGGACAUUGUGGAUCCUGAUGUUCAGCCUCCCUCUCCUCCUCCUUCCUCUCCCGCCGCUUCCUGCUCUUCUGAUUUUUCCGCCUCAGAUUUCCAGAGCCUUGAGGAGUUCCUGGACUUUUUUGUGCAGACUCUAGAUUCAGCUCCUGCCUCCCCCACUACUUCUCCUCUACAGGUCCCUCUCUUCCUUGGUGCAGCUGUCCCCUGUCCUCCUGGCAGUGCUCCUUCUUCUCCCCUCCUUGCCUCCCCCUCACAUGAUUCCUCUCCAGGUCCAGAGGAGUUUAGUUUAGGUUCAGAUCUCCCUUCUCCUCCUGUGUCAGAUUUCCGUGACCCAGAUUCCUCUUCAGAUCCUAACGCUGCUUCUCCCACUCCCUCUUCUUCCCACAAACGUAGCAGGUCAGGGGGCUCUGCUGAGAUCAGCUCGGAGAGGCGGCGCCGCUCGUCUCCUGCUCCCUUUUCCUCCCUCUCUCCUUCCUCCUAA